AGCAAAAACAGAAAAGAUCCCAACGCUAUCCCCUUCUUCUUCGUCAGGUAGGUUCACUUGCCAUUCCCCACCGUGCCCUAACCCUAACCGCCCAUGGGCAAGGGCCGCCCCCUUGCCGCUGCCGCCACCACCACCACCUCCGGCGGCGGCGUUUCCGUCCCUGAGGCGCCGGUUUUCCACCCCACGGAGGAGGAGUUCGCCGAUCCCCUCGCCUACGUCGCCGUUAUCCGCCCCCUCGCCGAGCCCUUCGGCAUCUGCCGUAUCGUCCCGCCGCCGUCAUGGUCGCCGCCACACGCCCUCGACUUCUCCUCGCUCUCUUUCCCCACCAAGAGGCAGCCCAUCCACCGCCUCAUCGCCCGCCCCGCCCCCGCUGACCCCGACACCUUCCUCCUUGACUACCGCCGCUUCCUCAGGGCUUCCUCCGGGCAUCGGCGAGGCCGCAAGAAGGGUCUUCCAAAGUCGCCAGCUCUCUCGGAUGGUCGCCAGCUUGACCUCUGCCGCCUGUUCCAUGCCGUGAAGAGGUUCGGUGGGUACGACGGUGCCUGUGAGGGGAAGCGGUGGGGCGACGUGGUCCGCCUAGUUGAUGACAAGGCACCAAUGCAUGUAUCGGAGUGUGCCAAGCAUGUGCUUGCACAGCUUUAUUACGAGCAUCUGUAUGAGUACGAGAAGUUCACCAACAGAUCGGUGUCACAGGAUGGGAAGAAGGGGAAGCAACCAGAGCUGGAAUCUGAUGAUCAACCGUCAGUUUCUGGUUCACAGGAUGAAGGGAGGAACAAUUCCGAUACUGGAGCGAUGGAUGAGGAGGUUUCAGGUGUUACGAGCCAGAAAAGAAGUGUCAUCCGUAGGAAAGCGGGUGGAAGAACUUCUCAUGGCCGCCACGGAAAUGGUGGUGACAUCACUGGAAAUAAUGUGGCGUCUGCUGGUGCUAGGAAGCGGAAAAGGAGAAAGUCUGACGCUGUGGUUGCUGUGGUCAGUGAGGUGUCUGCUGGUGCUCGGAAGAGGAAAAGAAGAAAGUCUGAGGCUGCGGCUACUGUGGUUAAUGAGGCAGUGGAUCAGGUCUGUGAGCAGUGUAAUAGUGGGUUACAUGGGGAUGUCAUGCUCCUAUGUGAUCGUUGUGAUAAAGGCUGGCAUUUGUAUUGUUUGUCGCCCCCGCUUGAGAGAGUGCCUCCUGGGAACUGGUAUUGCUCAGACUGCAUGAACUCCGAUAGAGAUUGUUUCGGAUUUAUCCAUAGGAGGAAGACUUGCUUGCUUGAGACUUUCCAGCGAUUUGACGAGAGGGUGAGAAAGAGAUGGUUUGGGCAGAGGAAUCCCAGCCGUGUUCAAGUCGAGAAGCAGUUUUGGGAGAUCGUGGAGGGGAAGGCAGGGGAACUAGAGAUUAUGUAUGGGAGCGACUUGGAUACUUCAGUUUAUGGAAGUGGCUUCCCUCGUCUUGGUGAUCCGGUCCCAUCAUCGGUAGAUCUGGAGGUGUGGCAGGAGUAUUGCUCGAGCCCGUGGAAUCUGAACAAUUUUCCAAAUCUGCCAGGCUCAGUUCUUAGAACAGUCCGGGAUAAAAUUGCUGGUGUAAUGGUCCCUUGGCUCUACAUAGGGAUGUUGUUUUCAUCAUUUUGUUGGCAUGUCGAGGACCAUUGUUUCUAUUCAAUAAAUUAUUUACAUUGGGGUGCGCCAAAAUGUUGGUAUGGAGUACCUGGAGCAGAAGCAAAUGCUUUUGAGCAGGUUAUGCGCCAGGCCUUACCUGAUCUGUUUGAUGCACAACCUGACCUGCUUUUUCACCUUGUCACAAUGCUGAAUCCAUCUAUUUUACGAGCAAAUGGUGUUCCUGUUUAUAGUGUGAUGCAGGAACCUGGCAACUUUGUCAUUACUUUUCCUAGGUCAUUCCAUGGUGGCUUCAAUUUAGGUUUAAAUUGUGCUGAGGCUGUAAAUUUUGCUCCCGCUGAUUGGUUGCCUCAUGGUGGAAUUGGGGCUGAAUUAUAUCGUUUGUACCGUAAAGCGCCUGUUUUGUCACAUGAAGAACUCCUAUAUGUGGUUGCAAAGAAUGGUGUGGACUCUGAGUCGCUUCCCCACUUAAAGGGAGAAAUAGAAAGGCUUUUUAUAAAAGAGAGAAGAUGUCGAGAGGAGUUAUGGAUUAAUGGGAUUGUUAAAUCCAGUCCAAUGUCACCACGGAGUAACCCGGACUUUAUUGGAAGUGAAGAGGACCCUACAUGCAUUAUUUGUCGACAGUAUCUGUAUCUUUCAGCUGUUUCCUGUAACUGUAGGCUGUCUUCUUAUGUUUGCCUUGAGCACUGGAAGCACCUUUGUGAAUGCAGUCCAGAGAAGCAUUGCUUACAUUAUCGCCACACCCUUGCAGAGUUGGGUGAUUUAGUUUGCGAGGUCUCUUUGGCUAGUCUCCCAGGGGACAAUGUUAAGCAGAACCCGCAAUUGCUCAAUGACGUUUGUGUGCCGUCUAAAAAGGUCAAAGAUCGCUAUAUAUCAUAUGUAGAUCUUGCAGAAGAAUGGCUCUUGAAAUCUGAUCAUAUUCUCCAGAUGCCAUUCGUAGAUAGUGCAUAUGCCACUGCCUUAGAAGAAGCUGAACAAUUUCUUUGGGGUGACCAUGCCAUGGAUUCUGUCCGGAAUAUAACACUAAAACUAACAGAAGCUAUGAACUGGGCUUUGGGUGUUAGAAAAUGUCUCUCCAAAAUUGAGGAUUUUCAGCUUUGUAAAGGCAAUUGUUCUGAUAAAGUAAAUUAUGUGGAGAUUGAAGAAUUAGUUGCUGUGAGAUGUAUCCCCUGCUGUGAGCCUAAUCUUACAAAACUUCAGGUCUAUGCAGAGAAAGGAAAAAUGCUGAUUAGUGAAAUAAACAUUGCAUUGUCAUCACACUUGAUGGUCGACAACUUGGAAACAUUGUACUCUAGGGUUUCAAAAUUCCCAGUUAACCUAACAAAAUCAUCAACCUUGUCUUGUGAGAUCUCUUCUGCAAAGUCUUGGUUGAAGAAAGCAAGAGAUUGCCUUGAACAGAAUAAACUGGGCAUCGUUGACAUAGAUGUCCUUGAUAAACUGAAAUUAGAGUUGGUACAACUUCGAGUUCUAGUUCCAGAGAUUGAUCUUAUUUCAGAACUGUGGAAAGAUGCCGAAUCAUGGCGAAUGCGUUGUCAAUUAUAUCUCCAAGACUCCCCUGGUCUAAAGGAGCUGGAGAGUUUCCUCCUUGCUGCAAAUGGUGCCAAGUUCAGCAUUCCAGAGCUGAACCUUCUUAAGCAACGUCACUCAGGUGCUUGCUCUUGGGUGAAUCAUGCUAAUAACAUACUCGGAAAACUUUAUGCAAGGAGUGACUAUCACAAUGUUAUUGAGGAGUUGAUAGUCAUUCUGAAGGACGGAGAAUCACUGAGAGUAGAAGGCAUGCUGUUUGAUGAAUUGCCGAUUGUUGAGAAAGAACUAAAGAGGUCCUUAUGUAGGAAGCAAGCAUCUGAGGCUCUUGCAACAGUAAUGUCCAUGGAGGUGGUUGAAGAAGUUUUGAAAGAAGCUUCCAUGCUAACUAUUGAAGAGGAGCAACCGUUUGUCGACCUGUCCCGGAUGCUCAAAGAUGCCACUGCUUGGGAAGAGAAGGCUAGACUUAUUCUUGAGCAAUCAGCUUCUCUCUCUGAGUAUGAAGACCAUAUGCGGUGCUCAGAGAAUGUAAGAGUUAUCCUUCCGUCUGAACUGCGUAUGAAAGCAGAGGUUGAUAUUGCUAAGUUGUGGAUAGACAAAUGUCAAACCUAUCUGAGACCUAGGUGCAAUAAACUUGCAUUUGGAGGCUUUCUUAAAGUUGAUGAUCUCAAGGAUUUAAUCAAUCAGGCUGCAAGUUCGAAAGUCAUCCUUGACACUUCAGCACUUAAUUUUGUUCUCAACAAUGUCAAAGAAUGGGAAUGUAAUUCACUAAGUUUAUUAUGCAACUUGGGAACCUUACUUAAUUUGAAUGUUAUUGGCUCUUCAGUUGACCCACUUCAACGAGAUUUGGAGGAGCUGCAAGAUAAAAUGAACGCAGAAAUAGAAAGUGGAAUAUCUCUUGGAUUUGAGUUUAGGGCUCUUCAUCAACUGAAGGAUUCUUUGUUGAUGCUUAGAUGGAUAUUGGACGCACUGUCUCGGUGCUGCAUGAUUCCCUUGUUGGAGGAUGUUGAUAGAUUAAUUGAAGAAGCAGUCCACCUUCCUGCCUCUUUGUUGGACUGCUCUUUGGCUAAAUUGUUAAUGAGGGGUUUGUCUUGGCUAAGAAAAGCACUUAGUUUGCUUCCUGAUUCUGAAAUAUCUGCAAAGUCUAAAUUGAAAGAUGUUGAGAAUAUUUUAGCAGAAUUCAAGGAAAUUGAAGUUCCUUAUCCUGUGAUGACUGCCAGGCUUGAGGAUGCUGUAAACAAACAUAAUUCAUGGACAGAGCAGUGUAACACCUUCUUCAUGUUGCCUGAUCACCAGUCUUGGGCUGGGCUUCUGAGGCUGAAAGACAAUGGUCAGUCUGUUGCAUUUGAUUGCUCUGAGAUGGAUAAAGUUGUUCUUGAGGUUAAAAAGGUUGAGGAGUGGUUCACUCAGUGCCAGACUUCUCUGUUUCUGGAUGGUAAUGAUAGUGCGUCUUUGCUCUCCAUACUUCGCAAGAUCAGAGGAUCAUUGAACGAUGUUUGCACGAUAUAUGUCGAGGAUUGUAAGAAGAAAGGCUUGUGCGCCAUCUGUUCAUGUGACAUGGUAGAUAUUGUAGCCUCUAGAUGUGUGACAUGUCAAGACAGGUACCAUGACUCUUGUGUGGAAAACGUGCUCGCUUCUACACAAAUAACAAGUGAAUGGAUUUGUCCAUUUUGCUCACAUUUACAAAGUGAGGAUCCAUUAGAGAACAAAAUACAAGUAAAGAUGUCUAAAGGGAACCGUCCUGCACUUACUGCACUUAUCAAACUCCUCUCUUUUGCGAAGGGUUUCUACACAGGGAUUGAGGAAUUGGAUUUGCUGGAAGAAAUUGUCAAGAAGGCUUGUAACUUGAAUGCGUUUUUGAUGCAAAUUUUGAAUGAUUCAGAUUCUUAUCAUGGAGAAGAUCUUAAUGUCAUAUGCAAAUCUCUUCUAGUUGCUCUAAAGGCGACAUCAGCUUCUGGCUUAGAUGAUCACCAUGUCAGCUGCAAACUUGAGUUUGUGUUGAGCAGAUAUUUGUGGAAGAAACGAAUACAUGGACUCUUGUGUGGUGGAAAAAAGGCAUCGAUCCAAGAAGUGUUGCGCCUUGAUAAAGUGGGUUCAAAUUUAGAAAUAUGUGGUGAGGAUUUCUUCAAGUUGGAGGUUAGUAAAAUAAAGGAAACCAGUCUGCAGUGGCUGGCCAGAGCAGAAAAGGUUGCAUUUGAUUCUGGUGAGCUUGCACUUGAUCUUGUGUAUGGACUUAUUAUGGAAGGGGAAAAUCUCUCUGUACAUGUUGAGAAGGAACUAAAGUCACUAAGAGAUCGCAGUGUUCUCUACUGCAUUUGCCGUAAGCCAUAUGAUAACAGGGCCAUGAUUGCAUGUGAUCAGUGUGAUGAGUGGUAUCAUUUUGAUUGUAUCAAUUUGCUUGGACCCCCUCCAGAAACCUUCUUUUGUCCUGCUUGCCAUCCAAAUAAUGGUGAAGAGUCUAUACUGCUUCCACGCUCAGACCGUGAUGAAGAUAGAUCAAGCACCGGAGCAGGACCUCACACUCCCCCAGCAUGCUGUGGUGAAUCAGAAAUAGUGUGCGCGAAGGGACGGGAGAAAUCUGAGAUUAGGGUUGAUUUAAUAAAGCUUCUGCGCCGUCAUAGUGAAAUUGAUAGCUCGUGGAGGGAGAGCAAAAGGAUUCUGCAUCGAACAGCUAGAAGACGUAGUAAUGUUGUCGGACUUUUAUGACGCGUUGUAGAAUGUAGAGGUUGUUGAUUCUUUUAUAUGUGCUGAUGGAUUCAUUCUGUUCGCUGUCGUGUUUCAAAACAGCCUUGCUCCGUUCAAUGCAGCACGACAUUAAUUCACUUGUUGUAACAUUUGAGAUGCUUGCAUUGCAUGAUCAUUGGUUGCUGCUAUUU
Phragmites australis (common reed) is the source of this 5993-nucleotide messenger RNA. RefSeq names its product lysine-specific demethylase JMJ17-like. Gene Ontology annotation, cellular component: nucleus. The record is from RefSeq and is a predicted model, not a curated record. The coding region runs from base 94 to 5823 and encodes 1909 amino acids. Gene Ontology annotation, biological process: chromatin remodeling. NCBI's taxonomy places the organism in Eukaryota, Viridiplantae, Streptophyta, Magnoliopsida, Poales, Poaceae. Gene Ontology annotation, molecular function: DNA binding; histone demethylase activity. The transcript is spliced from 33 exons.